This is a messenger RNA of Fusarium sp. VM40, 2928 nucleotides long. Lineage: Eukaryota; Fungi; Ascomycota; Sordariomycetes; Hypocreales; Nectriaceae. The record is from the annotation of a GenBank genome assembly.
AUGUCAAUAUUCGCGUUACCACCAUCUACAGCGCACCUCUUGAGAUCUUCAUCUACAAUUGUAGAUCCCCUUUCCCUUGUUAAGGAACUCGUCGACAACAGUAUUGACUCAGGUGCCAUAUCUAUCGAAAUCACGAUUGCCUCCAACACUGUUGACAGAAUCCAAGUCCGAGAUAAUGGCUGUGGGAUACAGCUUGAGGACUAUGGCUCUCUUGGGCGUCGGUCUCAUGCAAGCAAGCUACGAAACUUCGAUGAACUUCAUCUCAAAGGCGGUAAAACGCUAGGCUUUCGCGGUGAGGCUCUUGCUAGUGCCAACUGUCUAGCUACAAUCAAAAUUACCACUCGGACAGCUCAAGAUCCCGUUGCAUCACUUUUACAACUCAAGAGAGGAUCGGGCGGUAUCAGUACGCAGAAACCCAUAUCCGCCACUGUUGGGACAACCGUCCAAGCUGUGAAUUUGUUUGAGAACAUUCCAGUUCGGAGACAGAAUGCUAUUAGAGUGAGCCGAAAGACAUUGGCGGACAUCAGACGACUCCUAGAAAGCUAUGUGAUAGCACUCCCCCAUAUCAAACUCUCUCUCAAAGUGCCCGGUAGCCCAAGUCAAACUUGGCUUUACUCCCCAUGCUCGUCAUCAAACACGCGGGAUGCAAUUACACAAGUAUUCGGCCAUGCCCUUACUGCCCAGCUUGUCGUUUCAUCGUCCGGUUCGAGCGGAGAAAAUCCAGCUGAAGCACGCUUGCAGAACGUGAGGAUGACGACGAUUCUCCCGCGGCCCGGGGGUGAUGCGAAGGCUAUCAAGGGCAGGGGAGCUUUCAUUUCCGUUGACUCACGACCUCUUUCUCAUUUGAGGGGCACCGGCAAAAAGUUGUUUUCCAUAUUCAAAUCAAGCCUCUCAAAAGUCUCGAGUUCGUCCGACAGUUCACGAGCACCCUCAAGUCCCUUCAUGCAGCUCAGCAUACAAUGCUCGCCAGGUUCAUACGACCCCAAUGUAUCGCCCCUGAAGGACGAGGUCCUGUUCCUGAACGAGCCAGCCAUUCUUAGUUGCUUCCAGAAUCUCUGUGAUGCCGUUUACAACAAGGAAGCUUUGACUGGCAGGAAAUCUCAAAACCAGCUAGUGUCGGUAGAACGCUCAGAGUCUCCCGGCAUGGGAGGUUCAGGUGUUACAGAUCCAACGCUGAUAGAUGGGUUAUAUUUGAACGAGGCCGAAAGCGAGUGCUUAACGGCCGACCAAGAACUACUUGAUUCCCUUAGUGAUGGUUUGGAAAGGUUGCUUGGUGGAAAUACCGGCGCUUUCAGCAGCGGCGAGCGCAGCUCUCCCAGCGCUUUCUCCCUCCUUACUCCACCAAAGAACAAUGCGCGAGCCGAACACUGGGAUCAGACGAAUAGCGUCAAGGAAAGACAAACGAUUGAGUCGUUGAUGAGAACUAGGCUGAAGGUCAAUCUUUCGCGUAAAGAGAGUGACUCAACGGAUCUGGAUGAUACAGAAGGGUUGAUUUUGGUGCAAAUUGCGCCUCGAAAAGCCAUCUCGCCAGCUAAGACGCCAUCUCAAUCCCACUCUCGAGGCCGAACGUUGACCUCAAGUCGUCGUUUGGAAGAUAUUGGUGACUAUUUUCUUCCAAUACGGGACGAACCGGUCGAAAUUGCUACAGAUGAGACGGCUACUCCCGAAAACACAGAGCCGGACAAUGGCUUUCUAAGUCAUGAUGGAGCUCAUCGGCUACCGCUAAAAGAGCUGACAGAGUCGGAUCUCAAUACGUUUCGAGAGGAAGAAGAGGACGAGGAAACUGAUCAAGAGUCUGUGAUUGAGCUUUCUUUCGUUGAGCCGAACGUUGCACCAUCUCCUCGCACAUCUCCACGUCGCAUGAUCGGCUCUCUUGCGCCAAACAUCCCCUUCAGGCCACUUACAAGACCGAGACAGGUGCCCAAUCCAGAUUUACAACUCGCGAAUUUACGGACUCCUCCAUCGUCAGACCCCACACGGCCUGACAAUCUGACGACUCGAGAUUCUCGACGACAUUCUACCACUAAUAGCUCAACCAGAGGUCAGAGGUCGUCCCGAGGCAGUGCGAUGCCGUCAGUCAACAGACUAGGCGAUCAUGGGCUGAGGCAAAGUCGGCUGCUCCUAGGGAGCGGUCCAACUGUAUCUCAAAACAGACGUCUUUCAGAGCAAGCCCGGCAUGGAAACGGGUUGGCCAGCCGCAGAAGUACCUUGACACCUAGCCGCGAGGACACAAGCACACAUCUUAAGGACAUGAACGAGAGCAUCUCAUCUCAGGACUAUGUGCAGCCUGAGUUCUCCUUUCAAGGGUCAGCAAGUACAGGACCCCAACGUGGAGUUGUGGGAGGGCCUGGAUUCGCGCAGAGCCAAGAUAGCACCCAGUGGUUACACUCUCUACAAACACUACUGAUGCGGACACCGCCUCUACAGGCGACGAGGUUGGACGAACAAACCCUAGGGGAGCAUUGUCAAGCGCUGGAUCAGAUCCCCGACGAUGGCAGCCAAGCUUCCGACUCGAGACCAACAAAACGGCAGCGACGCUGCUCAAGUAUUGGGACCUCGCAAGGCGAAGAGCCAGAUCCUAGAUGCCUCCUCAUGAAUCGGCAGCGCAUCUUCACGGACGGAGGGCGGUUGAGGCGCAUUGCGUCGAAGAAACUUCCAUUUGAAACGAUACCGCAAGAUGAUUUUACAAUGAAACUAUCGAUCAAAGCUAGGGUACAAAUGGACGAGCUCAAUACUGUGGCAGUGGAGUUUAUGGCCUCGAGCCGAGCUACAGAACAACAUUUGCCCAUACGGUUCGAGAAUAUGGAAGAAGUGGACAAAGUGGACAAACUGUUGAAGCUUGCUGUUGAGUCGUGGUUGAAGGAAAACCCAUCGAUCGAGGUGGAGUACACAUUACGAUCUGAAGCCAAGGGCAAAGCAAAGGCGUAA